CUCGCAGCCACUGGUCAGCUAUGGCGACGGCUACACGGCGGUGAUGGGCAGGGUGGCGCUGACGACGUGGCGGAAUGAAUCGCUUCAAGACCGUAGCUUUCAUCUGGCUCCUCUAUGCCUUGUUUUUCUACUCUCUCUUCCGAAUGGCCCUCAGGAACUCCGACUCCUCACGCAAUUACUCCUCCGCCUCCGAUUCAGUAAUUUCGAACAAAGAGCGGAGGUCCGUAUUAUACGAUCGGAUGGGUCGGGAUUUGGAAGACCAUGGACCAGUUUUUCUCAACCGCGGCGGCCGAACCUCUCAGUCUCUGUCACUUUCUGAUAUUUUUACGAUAAGGGAUGGAUCUGUAACACCUGUACUUAAGGCAGCAAAUCCUCCUGUUCGUGCUAAUGUGUUGUAUCUGAGCACGCAAUACUCGCUUCCGAUUUCGAAGGCGCUCAAACCUAUACUCGAUCCUUACUUCGAUAAGGCAAUCUGGUUUCAGAACUCGAGCUUGUAUCAUUUUAGUAUGUUUCAUGCCUCGCAUCAUAUUUCACCUGUUCCUGCUACGCAAGGCGAGAUUGAAACCGAAGCAGCUGCAGUCAGGACUACUUCACAGGGUCUCUGCCCUUUAAAAAUUGUCUUAGACAGAGUGGUCUUGACCUCAACAGGUGUGCUUCUUGGGUGCUGGCAGGUAAUCUCUGGAUCAGAUCCUAUAACCAUUCGAGCAAAUUUGAGGACCGCGCUUCCACGUGCACCAGAAAAGCAACUUUACGAUGCUGUCAUUCUUCAUACUUCAUUUGCAAGGCUUCUCGGUCACGCAAAAGCAUCAUCCAAGGUGCUAUCUAAUACUUCAGAUCAAAUCCACUUCUUCCAAGAGCUUGUUCAUCGUCUAAACAACGAACUCCAAGGAUUUGAGGCAGUGGUAUCUGAGCUCUGGUAUGUGGAGGAAUUCGACGUGUUGGCUCUAGCAUUGAACGGAAGAAUGAAGGCGCGCAGGUUCCAACUUGGCUGCUCAAGAAGUUGACAUCACGAUUCGCCAGUUCCACUAGUAGAAACCCAAAAUUCAAGUAAAUAACGCAUUGUUUUACAAGUUAGUUGUUUUACAUCGAAGCAGGUUCUCUGUGCUGGCGUGUAAAUUCGCAUCUUGUUCUUCUAAACUGAAAAUCUAAAGCAAAUAAUUGAUGGUGUGGACUUGAUGAA
This is a messenger RNA of Pyrus x bretschneideri (Chinese white pear), 1180 nucleotides long. RefSeq lists its product as uncharacterized. The transcript is spliced from 10 exons. NCBI's taxonomy places the organism in Eukaryota, Viridiplantae, Streptophyta, Magnoliopsida, Rosales, Rosaceae. The record is from RefSeq and is a predicted model, not a curated record. Bases 75 to 1004 code for a protein of 309 amino acids.